AUGGUUACCGCUACAGCUCAAUUUCUGUACUCCCCAGACCACUGCAAAAUUCUUCAUCUGGUGAGGCAUGGACAAGGGAUGCACAAUGUAGCAGCAGAGAAGAGUGUUGAGGCAUUAUUGUCUCCUAAAUUAUUUGAUGCUCCUAUCUCUACUCAUGGUUGGCAGCAGGUGGCUAAUCUGCGCAAGCAUGUCUUCGCAAGCGGAAUGUUAAAGAGGAUUGAAUUGGUUAUCACUUCUCCUCAGUCAAGGGCCAUGCAAACAGCAGUUGGAGUUUUUAGUUGUGAAAGCCACAUGUAUGAAUAUGGGUUAGAUACAUGUACACCUCCAGUAAUGGUGGCAAAUGAUCAUCGCAAUGCAACGCCAGCUCUCAAUUGCCCACCAAUUUUAGCAUUUGAGAAGUGUCGAGACCGUAUGGGAGUUCGUCUAUCUGAUAAGAGGAGAAGUGUUAGCGAAUAUCAGUCUCUUUUCCCCACUAUCGAUUUUUCAUUAAUGGAAUGUGAAGAAGAUGAUUUGUGGAACCCUGAUGUUAGAGAGUCUUUGGAAGAAAUUUCAGCUAGGAUGGUGGAGUUUAUGCAAUGGUUGUGGACACGACCAGAAAAAGAGAUCGUAAUUGUGAGCCAUGGUGUAGUCUUGCAGCACUUACUUUAUGUUUUGGAAAUUGACACUCAUCCAUCAGUCAAAAUACAAUUAACCGAACGCUUUGGCAAUUGUGAACUUCGUUCGGUGGUCGUCGUCAACAAAAGCAUGAUGGACUCAGAUUCCUCUACAACUUCCUUCUGCGGAUAAAUUCGAUUCCCUUGGCGCCCUUAGUGCUUGCUUUGAAUAUUUACUGCUUUCAUUUAUCAAA
Pistacia vera is the source of this 847-nucleotide messenger RNA. RefSeq names its product phosphoglycerate mutase-like protein 1. The transcript is spliced from 9 exons. Gene Ontology annotation, cellular component: cytoplasm. Lineage: Eukaryota; Viridiplantae; Streptophyta; Magnoliopsida; Sapindales; Anacardiaceae. Gene Ontology annotation, molecular function: phosphatase activity. The record is from RefSeq and is a predicted model, not a curated record. Bases 1 to 786 code for a protein of 261 amino acids.